CCUGCCCACUGCUAACUUCUUCUCAGUGAGCUCCCGAAUCCGUUAGAUUCUCCCAGGCCCUCAGACAGCCUACUGCUCCCCUGGCUUUGCUGCUCGACGCAAUUUAGGUUGAGUCAGAAAAUGCAGGUGUGGAUCGUUUUCCUCCUGUGCCUGGCCGGCAAGGCCCUGGCUGCUCCUGCUGAAGAGGGACCAGUCAUUGAUGAGGAGAUGGAAGUGGGCGCCAAUCCUGUCCAGGUUGAGACUGGAGAAUUCGAUGAGGCCAUUGAGGUUGUAGAGGAUGUUGCUGCAGAGAAUCCUUGCCUCAACCACCACUGCAAGAAAGGCAAGGUGUGUGAGGUGGAUGAAAACAACACACCAGUGUGUGUCUGCCAGGAUCCCUCAACCUGCCCAUCCUCUGUGGGAGAGUUUGAGCAUGUUUGCGGCACUGACAACAAGACCUAUGACUCCUCUUGCCACUUCUUCGCCACCAAGUGCACUUUGGAGGGCACCAAGAAGGGACACAAACUUCACCUGGACUACAUCGGACCCUGCAAAUACAUUGCUCCCUGCCUGGAUAACGAGCUGAACGAGUUCCCCCUUCGCAUGAGGGACUGGUUGAAAAACGUUCUGGUCACCCUCUAUGAGCGCGAUGAGGAGAACAACCUGCUCACAGAGAAGCAGAAGCUCAGAGUGAAGAAAAUCUAUGAAAAUGAGAAGAGACUGCAUGCUGGUGAACACUCCCUGGACCUGCUGGCCCAUGACUUCGAGAAGAACUACAACAUGUACAUCUUCCCCGUUCACUGGCAGUUCGGCCAGCUCGACCAGCAUCCCGUUGAUGGAUACCUGUCCCACACUGAACUGGCCCCCCUGCGUGCCCCACUUAUCCCAAUGGAGCACUGCACAACUCGGUUUUUCAGCCAGUGUGAUGUUGACAAUGACAAAUACAUUGCCCUAGAUGAAUGGGCUUCCUGCUUUGGCCUCAAGGAGCAGGACAUUGACAAGGAUCUUGUCAUCUAAACUGAGUUCAUCACUGACUCUUCUCUUUCUUCAUCGGGACAAGGUGCUAACCCAUAGAUUUUGAAAACAUAAUAACGGUGCUAAUGCCAUUCUCUAUCAACCUACCUAUACCACUAAAAAACAACAUAAAAACAAGCACACUUUGAAGUACAACUCACAGAAAAAAAGCAAAUCAUUUUCCAUUUGUGUCCUUUUGUUAUGUCUCUGAAAAGACAGUAGAGUAAAUUUAUUUCUCAAAUGUAACCUAUUGCCAAUUAACCUUAUGAUAAAAGUCAGAGGUAGAGACUGCUGUUUAGUCAGGUGGAUGCUGGAUAAAGUUGGACUGUAGGACCAUGUAUGUUGGGAAGGGUAUGUGAUGAAUGUUUUGCAUUUUAAUAUCGGAUGAUGUUUUUUACUUAAUCAGGGCUUGAAUUUAAUUUCAAUUUGGCAUCUGUUAGGAAAAAAAAUGUAAAACUAAAAUAAAAGUUUCUUAAUAAAUAUUCUUUUCUCUUGCUUUUAGAACUUUUUAUUGUUUUUGCUUAUUGUACUUUGUGGUGGUGGUAUCACAGACUUUGUUACUUCGUUAUAAUUUAGCUUUUAAAUUCGAGCCCUGCCCAGUGUGAGUGUAUCAAGACAAAAUGUUUCCUUUUACAUCGAAGGGCAAAUGUUGAGUGUUUUAAAAAUUCUUAAAAUAAUUUUUUCUUUGAACAAAAUGAGGAUGGAAUCUUGCAGGUUGAGAAUAUUUCUGCCUCUGAAAUGUUCACUUACUUUUGACCUUGCCACAGUGUGAGCAUUCUACGUCUCUACAUGAAUAAAAAAUAUUAAAAGUCA
Molecule: messenger RNA, 1806 nt
Organism: Lepisosteus oculatus (spotted gar)
Lineage: Eukaryota; Metazoa; Chordata; Actinopteri; Semionotiformes; Lepisosteidae
Gene: sparc
Product: secreted protein, acidic, cysteine-rich (osteonectin)
Biological process (GO): anatomical structure development
Molecular function (GO): calcium ion binding; collagen binding; protein binding
Source: RefSeq, a predicted model, not a curated record